Alternaria incomplexa is the source of this 900-nucleotide messenger RNA. RefSeq lists its product as uncharacterized. The transcript has a single exon. The coding region runs from base 1 to 900 and encodes 299 amino acids. Gene Ontology annotation, cellular component: cytoplasm. The record is from RefSeq and is a predicted model, not a curated record. Gene Ontology annotation, molecular function: oxidoreductase activity, acting on the CH-OH group of donors, NAD or NADP as acceptor. NCBI's taxonomy places the organism in Eukaryota, Fungi, Ascomycota, Dothideomycetes, Pleosporales, Pleosporaceae.
AUGUCGAAGAAGGUCGCUUUGAUCACCGGCGGAGCAUCAGGCAUGGGCCUAGCUGUUGCAACAGCUCUCUCGAAUCGGACUGACGAAGACUGGGAACUCCAUCUCCUGGACAUGAACGCCGAAGCCGGCAAACAAGCAGCUAGCAAGCUGAAGAAUACCCAGUUCCACCAGACAAAUGUCACUGAUUACUCUUCGCUUGUCUCCGCGUUCGAAGCCAGCUACAGCCCAUCUCAAAGGUUAGACUUUGUAUACGCGAACGCUGGUAUUGUGGAGCGCGACAACUUCUAUGCGAAACAUGACCUAGAUGGUCCACCUCCUCCACCACCAAAUCAGCUAAGCGUAGACAUCAACUUGAAGGCGGUGAUCGACACAUCAUACCUGGCUUUACAUUACUUCCGCAAGGCCAUGGCAAAGCAUGGAAGCUUGGAUCCCGUGUUGGUCAUGACAGCGUCUUGUGGCGGACUAUACCCAUCAGAGUUCUGCCCAAUCUACAGUGGAGGCAAAGCCGCCGUUAUACAAUUCAAUCGCGCCAUCACUGUCGCAUACCACCACGAAGGGAUACGCACAUUUACUACGUGUCCAGGAACCGUCAACACUGGUCUUUUGAGCCAGGAAGAAUGGAAGUCUUUCCCUCUGGAGUACUUCACACCCAUGGAGACGGUGGUCGAUACUGUGGUGAAACUAGUGGACGGAGGCGAGAUCGUGGACGCGAAAGGUGUGAAGAAGACUGCGGAUGAGCAUUGGGGAUUGACGGUGGAGGUGAACGGCAACAACUUCUACUUCAAUGCAGGACCGGAGUUUUGCGAUGAUAACAUGCGGGCGAUGAUGGCGCACACUAGCAUGGCGAAGCAGUUAAGUAGAUUUGAAGGAGGCAAGAAAGACGGUACGAACGGGGCUUAA